Messenger RNA from Selaginella moellendorffii, 1277 nucleotides. RefSeq lists its product as uncharacterized. The record is from RefSeq and is a predicted model, not a curated record. Gene Ontology annotation, molecular function: protein binding. Bases 1 to 1272 code for a protein of 423 amino acids. NCBI's taxonomy places the organism in Eukaryota, Viridiplantae, Streptophyta, Lycopodiopsida, Selaginellales, Selaginellaceae. The transcript has a single exon.
AUGGCCCGCGAGCCACUUCGGCUCGUCUGGAGGCGCCCGGCGCGACAAGAGCCACAGCGACCGGAGCCGCCGCCCAUCAACGAUCCAUCGCCGCCGGCCCUCUGCUGGCGCCCAAAGCCCCUGCCGCCGCCAGAUCUUCCACCGCCACCGGGCUGCUCGGGCCAUUGCAAGUCUCAGCCGCGACCACCCCGGGUAACGAUCCAGCACCAAGAUCACCGUAAGCACGAUCCAUGGCUAGGGCUGCCGCGAGAAAUCCAGGAAUCAGUGCUCGAGAGGCUCCCCCUCUCGUCGCUCAUGACAGGCCGGGCGGUGUCCAGGGCGUGGAAUGCCACGCUGUCCGCCUACUGCCCCCGUGUCCCUGCCACGUUGCUGGUGCUCAGGGCCAGGGGUUCCGUCCAGCUCAUCGCGUAUGACACGCGGGACAGGCGCUGGGCAGGGCUGCCCGAAUCUUGCUCUCUGCCCGAAUCCUCGUGCUUGGUUGGGGCAGCCGGUGGACUCGUGUGCGCGACGACCGACUGCCCGGGCAGGCUGGUGGUAGGUAACCCGUUGACCGGUAUGUGGGAUGAUGUGGUGUUCCCGUUUAGGUGGCACUCCACGGCGGGAAAUCCAAUGCACGCCCUUGCCACGCGACCACGCGGAGGCUACCAGAUCAUCAGCGUCAACGCCCUGGGGGACGGCAAAGUUGUGGUCUACGACGCAGGUCAGUGGUCAACGUGGAAACCGAUCGCUGGUUACAGGCAUGGCGUUCGCGGCGUUGACUUUAUGGUUGGCGGCGACACGCUCUACUACAACAUCCCCCAUUUUCACGGCGGAGUGAUCGAGAUCUGGCUUGUGUCUUACUCCCUGUGCGAUCAGUCAACGACUGUGGCUCGACCAAGGUGGCCCGUUGACAUUCCCAGCUUUGUGGGAGUGGGAGCGAUGGUUUACUGCGGUGGUCAGCUCUUUGUGAUGGACGUGAUAUGCCCGGACAAGGAGUACUUUGGCUGUGUGCUGUUGCUGCUGCCGCCGUACACCGUGGGAGUGUGGCGCUUUGUGCCCGAGAGUAACGAAUGGGUGAUGGAGACCAAGUGCCCGGUGGUGACUAGGGGACGGAGAAAUGGGUUUUGCUGCGAUGGUGGCGACACUUUGUGGGCGGUAUUGCUUAGCGAGGAGGGCAUGGUGGAAAACCUGGUAAGCUAUAGUAUCGGCAAGAAGGAGUGGACUUUUCAUUCGGCUGGUUGUAGUUUUCCAGUGUCUGUUUUUUCGUGUGUUUUUCUGGACACUUCCAAGUAAUAAUG